AUGCGACGAUGGAAGGCCAGGGCCAGUGAACUGUGCCGAAACGGUAUAUUUCGGGCCGCUUCCAGCGUGGGGGUGCUGUCAGGUUUGGGGAAGAUCUUCGAUACAGAGAGCAUCGGAGACUUUCGGAGUACCACCCCUGUCAAGGAUGUGGAUGUGUUCAUCAGCCAUUCCUGGUCGUCUGGCCGAUGGGAAAAAUACUUGGCCGUGUGCUACUUUCUGAACCUCGGUUUGGCGACAAAGGCAAUGCUAGCAUCUGUGGUGCUUUCGGAAAGCUUCAUGCUGGUUUUUCCCGACAUGUCCAUCCACAUGAUGUUCCUUUUGAUGCUGGACCUGCCAGUCGUUGCCUUCUUCCUGUUCUUCUUCUUUGGGCAGCACCUCACUUGGGGAGUCUGGGGUCCCCGCUUCUGGCUGGACAAGCUUUGCGUGGACCAAACCGAUGAGACAACAAAGUCUGAUGGGAUCGCAGGCUUGCCCACGAUCGUGGCGAACGCGUCCGAAUUGCUGGUCUUCUGGGACAAGUCAUAUUGCGAACGGCUCUGGUGCAGCUUUGAGCUGUCGAUUUUCGUGAAAAGCAACGGUCUCAAGAAGUUGCGGCUCGUGCCACUGUGGCUCACUCCGUGGCUGCUGACGACGAUGUUGCUCUCUUACGUUUCAGCUCGGCUCACCUCCGCUUUUCUAGAGAUUGAUCCGAGCUUCGUCGUCGGUAACACCAGCAAGUUCACAGGAGCUGAGGGCGAUGCACUUGCAUUCGGACUACAUCUAAUAUAUGAAUAUGCGCUGCAAAAUCAAACUUGCAUGCUCUUCUGGGCACCACCCAUACUGAUUGGUCUUGUUUCCUUCCAAAAGAAGUUGGAUGGACAUUUCGAUAUGUUGGAAAGUAUGAACUCCUUUGAUGUACGAAGAGCCAAAUGUGCUGUGGAGAACGACCGUUUCGUCAUCGAGGCCCAAGUGGCGGAGCUUUUCGACGGGCUGGAGGAUCCCAUCAUCGCUGUGCCGAUCGAAGUGGUAAAGACAGGCGAAUUCGACGACGAGCGGCAGGAGCUCAUCGACAUCUCGUUGACCUACCCAGCUCGUCUUGCCGUGCGCUCCGUUACCGGCUUUGCCAACCAUGACGAUUGCCUGGAAGAGUUCAACAAGUACGUGCAAGGCCCACUGCGUGAUGCAGUUGUCGCGGAUCUCGGGGACGUGACUGACAUACCUUAUACCGUUUGCCUGCUGGCCAGCUUCCCCUACACGUUGGCCUAUCCUCCUCUUGCUUGGGUGGUAAAGCAUACAUGGCAUGCCCUUGGUUAUCGAUCUGAAUUCGAGUAUGUUGCCGUGAGCUUCGCUGAGUUUCUCUUCUUCAUGGUGUUGUCCCCUGCGGCAUUUCCCUUUUUGCUCCGAUGUGUGAAGUAUCUCGACGAGAGCUUCGACCACGGCUUUCUGUGGGCAGCCGCAUCAUUCGGUUGCGGAUGGCUCACAUUCAGUAUGGUUCAGUUUGAGAGCUCCUUUGCAGCUGCAUUGCUGGAGAGCUUUACCUUGACCCAGCACCCAGCCUUCCUAUGCUUUCUCGUGCUUGCAGUCGUCGCCGCCAUGCUCCAACAUUACAUGCUCUUCGGCGCAGGGUGGCAGCAAAAAUCCAGCAGAGAGGUUGGCAUGCAGGGUUGA
Molecule: messenger RNA, 1647 nt
Organism: Symbiodinium sp. CCMP2592
Lineage: Eukaryota; Dinophyceae; Suessiales; Symbiodiniaceae
Source: the annotation of a GenBank genome assembly